Messenger RNA from Closterium sp. Naga37s-1, 726 nucleotides. NCBI's taxonomy places the organism in Eukaryota, Viridiplantae, Streptophyta, Zygnematophyceae, Desmidiales, Closteriaceae. The record is from the annotation of a GenBank genome assembly.
AUGGAGUCGUUUUUAGGAACACUCGGUCUGCUCACCACGUGUCUCCUUCAGGCAGCUUACUGGAACGCCUUCCAAGAAGCUUCCUCGCCCUAUUCCCGCAGCAGCAUCUCUACAGCUCCCUUUUCCUGCUCCCUUCUCUCCUCCCUCCUCUGGACUGCCUACGCCCUCCCUAUAGUCACACCCCGCCGCGUCCUCUUCCUGCUCGCACACCUUCUCCAAUCACUCUCCCUCUCCGCGCUCCUCCUCGCCCUCCUCUCCUCUGACUCCUCCAGCUACACUUUGCGCCUGCGGCAGGUGCUGCAGCUGCUGCUACCGGCCUCAGGUCUCUCCAUCCUGGUGCUCUUUCUCGGAUCCUUCUUCGCGCCUUCCUCCCACGUGAUUGGAUGGACUGCCUCGGCUGCUGCUGCUCUCCUGCUCGCCUCUCAACCCCUCUCUCGCAUGCUCAGCCUGUUGGACACGGCAACAGGCGCCCAGCCAUCGCACCUCUUCAUCAGCUGCUCAUCGCUAGCUGCUGCAUGCUCGUGGGCCGCCUUUGGCUUUGCCGCUCAUGACCACUUCAUCGCCGUGCCAUAUGUGCUGGUGGCAGCGCUUGAAGCCCUCUUUCUUGCUCUUUCCACAUUUAUGGGCGCGGCCAGCAGUGCAGCGUCACGGCAGCGGGCAGCAGAGGGUUAUGAGCUGGUUGCCCCCACAGCGUCUGAGUCAGGCCUGGCAGAACAAUCGCUGUGA